UUCAGCCUCUUUGUCACUUCCCACAACUUCCAUUUCUAACUCGUUUCGCCUCCCCUCCCCUCCCCCCCUUUCCCACAGAGAAAGAGAGAGAAUGGAGAGAGAGGACGGACUAGAGGCAAUGGAGGAGGUAUGCGAGGGUAAGGAUUUCUCCUUCCCCAAGCAAGAGGAGAAGAUUAUAGCAUUGUGGGAGGAGAUGAAGGCCUUCGAGAACCAGCUGAAACGGACGGAAGGUAUGCCUGAAUACAUCUUCUACGAUGGCCCUCCGUUCGCCACCGGUCUCCCCCACUAUGGCCACAUCCUCGCUGGGACCAUCAAAGAUAUCGUUACCAGGUACCAGUCGAUGACCGGUCAUCACGUCACUCGGCGCUUCGGCUGGGACUGCCACGGUCUCCCCGUCGAAUUCGAGAUAGACACCAAGUUGGGGAUCAGGACGCGUGAAGACGUCCUCAAAAUGGGCAUUGACAAGUAUAAUGAGGAGUGCAGGAGCAUCGUCACGAGGUACGUCUCAGAGUGGGAAAAGAUCGUGACGCGGACAGGGCGGUGGAUCGACUUCCGGAAUGACUACAAGACGAUGGACCUGAAGUAUAUGGAGGGCAUAUGGUGGGUCUUUGGUCAAUUAUACAAAAAGGGUCUUGUCUACAGGGGGUUUAAGGUUAUGCCUUAUAGCACUGGUUGCAAGACUCCAUUGUCAAAUUUUGAGGCUGGAUUGAACUACAAGGACGUGCCUGAUCCAGCGAUCAUGAUAGCAUUUCCACUUGUUAGUGAUGAGCAUGGAGCAUCACUGGUGGCUUGGACUACCACACCCUGGACCCUUCCUAGCAAUCUCGCUCUUUGUGUCAAUGCAGACUUCAUAUAUGUAAAGGUUAGAGAUAAGUUGUCUGGGGCAACAUAUAUUGUUGCUGAAUCUCGACUCUCUCAAUUACCAAACAAAAAGAUAAAGACUACUGAAGCAAAAGCUUCUGCUGAAAAAAUGAAUUCCUCAAAAGCAAAGGACAAGAAAGUUAGUUCAAAUGAAAAAGUAGCAGAUGCAGAAGUUCCUAGUUGCUUUGAUCUGCUUGGGAAGAUGAGUGGUGCUUCACUGGUAGGGAUGAAGUACGUCCCACUAUUUGACUAUUUCUCAGAGCUUAAUGAUAUGGCCUUCAAAGUUGUUUGUGACAACUAUGUUACUGAUGAUAGCGGUACUGGUGUUGUUCAUUGUGCUCCAGCAUUUGGUGAAGAUGACUAUCGUGUUUGCAUUAACUCAAAGAUAAUCCAGAAGGGCGAGGAUCUCAUUAUAGCUGUUGAUGAUGAUGGUUGCUUCACCGAAAAAAUAUAUGAUAUGAAAGGACGUUAUGUUAAGGACGCUGACAGAGAUAUAAUAUCUGCUGUUAAGGCAAAGGGCAGGCUUGUUAGUGUGGGUACUGUUACCCAUUCUUAUCCGUUCUGUUGGAGAUCAGAUACCCCUCUUCUAUAUAAAGCUGUCCCAAGUUGGUUUGUUGCAGUUGAGCAAAUUAAAGAACAAUUACUAGAGAGCAACAAACAGACAUAUUGGGUUCCUGAUUAUGUUAAGGAAAAGCGUUUUCACAACUGGCUGGAAAGUGCAAGGGAUUGGGCAGUUAGUCGGAGUAGAUUCUGGGGAACUCCUUUACCUGUUUGGAUUAGUGAGGAUGGUGAGGAGAAGUUGGUUAUCGAUUCAAUUGAGCAACUUGAAAAGCUUUCUGGGGCCAAGGUGACUGAUCUCCACAGACACAAAAUCGACCAUAUCACUAUUCCUUCAUCUCGCGGUGCUCAGUUUGGGGUUCUUCGAAGAGUUGACGAUGUUUUUGAUUGCUGGUUCGAGAGUGGCUCAAUGCCUUAUGCUUACAUUCACUAUCCCUUUGAAAAUGUAGAGCUUUUCGAGAACAACUUCCCUGGACAUUUUGUGGCUGAGGGACUUGAUCAAACUCGUGGAUGGUUUUACACUCUCAUGGUGCUCUCAACUGCUUUAUUUGGGAAGCCAGCAUUUAGAAAUCUCAUUUGCAAUGGUCUUGUUCUAGCUGAAGAUGGAAAAAAGAUGAGCAAGAGGUUGAAGAACUAUCCUUCACCUAUGGAAGUCAUUGGUGAUUAUGGAGCUGAUGCCUUACGGUUAUACCUCAUUAAUUCCCCAGUUGUGCGUGCAGAACCCUUACGCUUCAAGAAGGAUGGAGUUUAUGGUGUUGUGAAAGAUGUUUUCCUGCCAUGGUAUAAUGCGUACAGGUUCCUUGUUCAAAAUGCAAAAAGGCUUGAGGUUGAUGGUCUUCCACCAUUUGAUCCUAUCGAUCAUGUUGUUGUACGAAGGUCAUCAAAUGUGCUGGAUCAGUGGAUCAACUCUGCUACUGAAAGCCUUGUCCAAUUUGUUCGUGAAGAGAUGGAUGGUUAUCGUCUGUAUACAGUUGUGCCAUACCUUUUGAAAUUCAUUGACAAUCUGACAAAUAUAUAUGUGCGCUUCAACCGUAAGAGACUAAAAGGGCGAACAGGUGUAGAGGAUUCAAUUGUAUCACUUUCUACCCUCUACCAUGUUCUUCUGACUAUAUGUAAGGCGAUGGCUCCAUUCACACCCUUCUUCACUGAAGUUUUGUACCAAAAUCUGAGAAAAGUAUGUAUUGAAUCAGAAGAGAGCAUUCACUAUUGCAGCUUUCCAACUGUUACAGGAAAGAGGCUGGAGCGUAUUGAAGAAAGUGUCACAAGAAUGAUGACUGUUAUUGAUCUUGCUCGAAAUAUCCGAGAACGGCACAACAAGCCACUUAAAACCCCUCUCAAGGAGAUGGUUGUGGUUCAUCCUGAUACUGGCUUCCUUGAAGACAUUACAGGAAAACUACGAGAGUACGUGAUGGAGGAACUAAAUGUGAGAUCAGUGGUCCCAUGCAGUGAUCCUUUGACAUACGCAUCCUUACGUGCAGAACCUGAGUAUAGUGUUCUAGGUAAACGACUUGGGAAAGCUAUGGGAGUUGUAGCUAAGGAAAUCAAGGCCAUGUCUCAGGCCGAUAUUUUAGCUUUUGAAAAGUCUGGUGGAGUGACAUUUGCUGGUCAUCGUUUGGAGCUGUCAGACAUCAAGGUGGUCCGAGAGUUUAAAAGACCUGCUAACACAACAGAGAAGGAAAUAGAUGCAGCUGGUGACGGUGAUGUGUUGGUUGUCUUGGAUCUGCGCCCUGAUGAAUCCCUUUUUGAGUCUGGGGUUGCACGUGAGGUUAUUAACAGGGUCCAGAAGUUAAGAAAAAAAGCAGGGCUGGAACCAACUGACACUGUUGAGGUCUAUUAUGAACCAUGUGAUGAGAAUAAGUUUGUCCUGGAUAAUAUCAUAAACUCACAGGCGGAUUAUAUCAAGGAUGUACUUGGUUGCCCUUUGAUGAACUCUUCCUCAAUGCCAUCUCAUGCAGUGUUACUUUGUUCAGAGAAAUUCACGGGAAUAUCUGGCAUGUCAUUAGUUGUCAGCCUUUCAAGGCCUGCUUUGGCAUUUGAUACUUCUUCCUUACUCAUGUUAUACUCAGGGAAUAAGAAGCAGGUGGACAACCUAAAAACUUACUUGUUGUCGAGGGAUUAUUCAAAUUUGAGAUCAGAAUUUCAAGCUAGAGGAAACAAGAUAAAAGUGGGCAUCAUAGAUGGUCAGCCUGAUGUUGAAGUUCUUCUGGGGAAGCAUGUGUUUCUGACUGUUACUGAUUACUACCUUAGUGCAAGAUAGUGGUGCUGUUUGAGAAGGAAUAAGUUAUUAUUGUUCCUGCAGAGAGGAUCUUUAAUUCUUUUGCCAGCAGUAGCUGCCAUUAAUAGGCAAUUUUGGUGUUUCAAGCUUUGUCAUCCUUCAAUUAUUCUUAGUCGUGCAUGUAUAAUCUUUUUACGACCUCGUCCUUGAAUUGAUUUUCUGGAUUUCUUCCUUGUAAGAUAGUGUCCAACAGUGAUAUGUCAAUUCAUUACUUUGCUUUUUGGGAAGAUAAUAAUUAGAAAAUGUGAGAAAAGUUGGAGUUCUGUCUAUAAAAAACUCUCUCUCACUUUCACGUGCA
This is a messenger RNA of Nymphaea colorata (pocket water lily), 3992 nucleotides long. Its product is annotated as isoleucine--tRNA ligase, cytoplasmic. The transcript has 27 exons. NCBI's taxonomy places the organism in Eukaryota, Viridiplantae, Streptophyta, Magnoliopsida, Nymphaeales, Nymphaeaceae. Bases 92 to 3676 code for a protein of 1194 amino acids. The record is from RefSeq and is a predicted model, not a curated record. Gene Ontology annotation, molecular function: ATP binding; tRNA binding; aminoacyl-tRNA deacylase activity. Gene Ontology annotation, biological process: isoleucyl-tRNA aminoacylation.